AUGACCAGCAUCGACGUGGCAAGAAGUCGCCUCCCUCACGAGGGAUUUGCGGGUCAAACGGCCAUCAUAACAGGCGGAUGCUCCGGGAUUGGUCUCUGCACAGCCCGCCUCAUCCAUGAACUCGGAGGGAAUGUCAUGAUGGGCGAUAUCCAUCCACCCUCCGCUGCCGAUUCAGCAUGGAUGUCGAAGUCGAUGUCGCAGUUUCAGGGCAUAAGCGAGAAUCUCCACGUCCCACGUUACGAGUACUGUGACGUGACUCAAUGGAGCUCCGUUUGUUCGCUGUUUGAGAAGGCGUUCUCGACGUUUGGAAGAAUCGACAUUGUUCUCGUGAAUGCCGGCGUCAAUGAUGUGGGAGAUGUCUUUUUUUCAACGGACGACCCUGGAACCUCUACUUUUACUUCUACUUCUACUUCUUCCCAGCCACCACCACCACCACUACCACAACCACGAGAACCUAAUUAUAAAACAAUCGAUGUCAAUGUCAAGGGCACGGUGAACACCAUCGUUCUCGGGAUCCAUUAUUUGCGACGCAAUGCCGAUGGGGGAAGCAUCGUCCUUACCGCGAGUCUCGCGGGAUACUUUGCUACAGAGGGGAUGCCCAUCUACACGGCUUCAAAACACGGUGAGUUCAACUUCCCACUCAGGACUCGGAGCACGCAACGCGAGGAAGUGAUACUAAUCAUAUUCCUAAAAGCUAUGGUCGGUCUCCUGCGCGCAUUGUCGCCAUCAGCGUCCAAACUCGGAGUUACCAUGGCCCUUGUUGCUCCCGGGAUGACUGAAACGUCUUUACUCGCAUCCCUCCCUGGCGUUGAUGUGAAGGCAGAUACUAAUGACGAUCUCGAGGUGCUCUGGAAACAAAUGCAGGACAUGGGGAUUCCGUCUCAGAAGCCCGACGUCGUUGCAGACGCGAUAUGUUAUCUGAUCAACCAGGGAGCCGCUGCGGCCGGGAAAGGUCUCUUCGUUCAAGGGGGUGAGGUUUUUGACCUGGAAAAGGAACUCGCUGUAGCUAGACCGGAUUGGUUGAGCCAGAGGAUGGGGUAUAUGUUGACGGAGAAAGGGGCUGUUUGGAAGUGA
Messenger RNA from Cladophialophora immunda, 1074 nucleotides. RefSeq lists its product as uncharacterized. Gene Ontology annotation, cellular component: cytoplasm. NCBI's taxonomy places the organism in Eukaryota, Fungi, Ascomycota, Eurotiomycetes, Chaetothyriales, Herpotrichiellaceae. Bases 1 to 1074 code for a protein of 357 amino acids. The transcript has a single exon. Gene Ontology annotation, molecular function: oxidoreductase activity, acting on the CH-OH group of donors, NAD or NADP as acceptor. The record is from RefSeq and is a predicted model, not a curated record.